Molecule: messenger RNA, 3421 nt
Organism: Rhinopithecus roxellana (golden snub-nosed monkey)
Lineage: Eukaryota; Metazoa; Chordata; Mammalia; Primates; Cercopithecidae
Gene: UNC5A
Product: unc-5 netrin receptor A
Biological process (GO): netrin-activated signaling pathway; anterior/posterior axon guidance
Cellular component (GO): membrane
Molecular function (GO): netrin receptor activity; protein binding
Source: RefSeq, a predicted model, not a curated record
AUGGCCAGAACCUCUGAAUGUUCAUUGAUCUCAUCGAUUUCUCAACCCAGCAUCGAGUGCUUUGAGGUGAAGAGAAAGGCUUUCCUUACCCACAGUAGAUACCACGGCAGUGGCACCACACGGCAGCACAGACCAAAGAUCCCCAAACUAGAAACAUCCUGUGGUCAGACAGGGCUGCCCGCCAUGGAGGUCCGCAUUAACGUCUCAAGGCAGCAGGUGGAAAAGGUGUUCGGGCUGGAGGAAUACUGGUGCCAGUGCGUGGCGUGGAGCUCCUCGGGCACCACCAAGAGUCAGAAGGCCUACAUCCGCAUAGCCUAUUUGCGCAAGAACUUUGAGCAGGAGCCACUGGCCAAGGAGGUGUCCCUGGAGCAGGGCAUCGUGCUGCCCUGCCGCCCACCGGAGGGCAUCCCUCCAGCCGAGGUGGAGUGGCUCCGGAACGAGGACCUGGUGGACCCAUCCCUGGAUCCCAAUGUAUACAUCACACGGGAGCACAGCCUGGUGGUGCGACAGGCCCGCCUUGCUGACACGGCCAACUACACCUGCGUGGCCAAGAACAUUGUGGCACGUCGCCGCAGUGCCUCCGCUGCCGUCAUCGUCUACGUGGAUGGCAGCUGGAGCCCGUGGAGCAAGUGGUCGGCCUGUGGGCUGGACUGCACCCACUGGCGGAGCCGUGAGUGCUCUGACCCAGCACCCCACAACGGAGGGGAGGAGUGCCAGGGUGCCGACCUGGACACCCGCAACUGUACCACUGACCUCUGUGUACACACUGCUUCUGGCCCUGAGGACGUGGCCCUCUACGUGGGCCUCAUCGCCGUGGCCGUCUGCCUGGUCCUGCUGCUGCUUGUCCUCAUCCUCGUUUACUGCCGGAAGAAGGAGGGGCUGGACUCGGACGUGGCUGACUCAUCCAUUCUCACCUCAGGCUUCCAGCCCGUCAGCAUCAAGCCCAGCAAAGCAGACAACCCCCAUCUGCUCACCAUCCAGCCGGACCUCAGCACCACCACCACCACCUACCAGGGCAGUCUCUGUCCCCGGCAGGACGGGCCCAGCCCCAAGUUCCAGCUCACCAAUGGGCACCUGCUCAGCCCCCUGGGUGGUGGCCGCCACACACUGCACCACAGCUCCCCAACCUCUGAGGCCGAGGAGUUUGUCUCCCGCCUCUCCACCCAGAACUACUUCCGCUCCCUGCCCCGAGGCACCAGCAACAUGACCUAUGGGACCUUCAACUUCCUCGGGGGCCGGCUGAUGAUCCCUAACACAGGAAUCAGCCUCCUCAUCCCCCCAGAUGCCAUACCCCGAGGGAAGAUCUACGAGAUCUACCUCACGCUGCACAAGCCGGAAGACGUGAGGUUGCCCCUAGCUGGCUGUCAGACCCUGCUGAGUCCCAUCGUUAGCUGCGGACCCCCCGGCGUCCUGCUCACCCGGCCAGUCAUCCUGGCUAUGGACCACUGUGGGGAGCCCAGCCCCGACAGCUGGAGCCUGCGCCUCAAAAAGCAGUCGUGCGAGGGCAGCUGGGAGGAUGUGCUGCACCUGGGCGAGGAGGCGCCCUCCCACCUCUACUACUGCCAGCUGGAGGCCAGUGCCUGCUAUGUCUUCACUGAGCAGCUGGGCCGCUUUGCCCUGGUGGGAGAGGCCCUCAGCAUGGCUGCCGCCAAGCGCCUCAAACUGCUUCUGUUUGCCCCGGUGGCCUGCACCUCCCUUGAGUACAACAUCCGGGUCUACUGCCUGCAUGACACCCAUGACGCACUCAAGGAGGUGGUGCAGCUGGAGAAGCAGCUGGGGGGACAGCUGAUCCAGGAGCCUCGGGUCCUGCACUUCAAGGACAGUUACCAUAACCUGCGCCUGUCCAUCCACGACGUGCCCAGCUCCCUGUGGCAGAGCAAGCUCCUCGUCAGCUACCAGGAGAUCCCCUUUUAUCACAUCUGGAACGGCACGCAGCAGUACCUGCACUGCACCUUCACCCUGGAGCGCGUCAGCCCCAGCACUAGCGACCUGGCCUGCAAGCUGUGGGUGUGGCAGGUGGAGGGCGAUGGGCAGAGCUUCAACAUCAACUUCAACAUCACCAAGGACACAAGGUUUGCUGAGUUGCUGGCUCUGGAGAGUGAAGGGGGGGUCCCAGCCCUGGUGGGCCCCAGUGCCUUCAAGAUCCCCUUCCUCAUUCGGCAGAAGAUCAUUUCCAGCCUGGACCCACCCUGUAACCGGGGUGCCGACUGGCGGACUCUGGCCCAGAAACUCCACCUGGACAGCCAUCUCAGCUUCUUUGCCUCCAAGCCCAGCCCCACAGCCAUGAUCCUCAACCUGUGGGAGGCGCGGCACUUCCCCAACGGCAACCUCAGCCAGCUGGCUGCAGCAGUAGCCGGACUGGGCCAGCCAGACGCUGGCCUCUUCACAGUGUCGGAGGCCGAGUGCUGAGGCCGGCCAGGCCCAACGCCUACACUCUCACCAGCUUUGGCACCCACCAAGGACAGGCAGAAGCCGGAUGGGGCCCUUCCCCACCCCGGGGAGAGCUGCUCGGACAGGCCCCCUCCCGGCCAAAGUUGUCCCUUAAUGCUGGUCCUUCAGACCCUGCCCGAACUCCCACCUCUCCAUGGCCUGCCUAGCCAGGCUGGCACUGCCACCUGCUCACACUCAGCCCCAGGGCCCAGGAUGGACAGUGCCUGGAGCCUGAGCCAGGCCCAGCCCAUCUGUGUGUGUGUAUGUGCGUGUGAUGCUACCUCUCCUCCCGUCCCUCUCCAGGGGCCCCGCAUACACACGGCCAUGCACGCACACACUGGGCCUGGGCCAGGACCCCGGAGCUCCUGCCUGAGCUGGACCUUAUGCAAACAUUUCUGUGCCUGCUGGGUAGGGGCACGUCUGAGGGGCCCUGCUCCAAGCCUGCAGGACCGAGGGCCACAGCCGGACAGGGGUUAGCCCCUGGAUUCAGGCACAUGACCACCACACGAGUACAUGCCAUGCGUGCCUCGUGUGCUCAUCUCACACACACCACCCCCGGGUCAUGCAGACACCCCCCACCACACACAUCUCAUGCUGUACACCUGAGGCUGCUCACGUCUCACGCCCAGUGUCGGUGCACAUUUGCCUCUCACGUGCUGCCCUCUCUCCACCCACCCAGGGUCACCCCACGGCUCCUCCCUGCCCCUGCCCCUCCCCCAGCCUCGAGGUGCCCUGCCCGGCGGGGCCUGUGAAUAUGCAAUGGGAGUCCCGGGCUGUACAGUGGCGAGUGUGUGUGGCGUGGUGUGCCCGUCCCCAGGGCUGGCUGGUGCCCCACGCGGGGCCUGUCAUGUGAAGCUCGUGUCCUGACUUUGUCUUAAGUGCAUUCAUGCACUUACACUUGGCCUUAUGUACACAGCCUUGCCCGGCCGCCGGGGCGCAUAGGGAUUUUAUUGGACGUGAAUGUAAAUAAAUUAUAUAUAUAUAUUGCUAA